This is a messenger RNA of Microsporum canis CBS 113480, 1791 nucleotides long. Its product is annotated as sporulation-specific protein 5. The record is from RefSeq and is a predicted model, not a curated record. Gene Ontology annotation, cellular component: ribonucleoprotein complex. The transcript has 5 exons. Gene Ontology annotation, molecular function: RNA binding. Bases 1 to 1791 code for a protein of 596 amino acids. NCBI's taxonomy places the organism in Eukaryota, Fungi, Ascomycota, Eurotiomycetes, Onygenales, Arthrodermataceae.
AUGCAGGUUAAAACUCCGGCUGAAGCUACAGGUCCACAGUGCCAGGGAAAUGGCUUUAUACAAGAGAACCAACAUCAUCAUCCAUACGUUGGUCAACAGGCCUAUGGCCAGCCAGCUGGAGCCAACAACAACCCCGGCCAUAUGAAUGGAAAUGUUUUGGUCCAUCCAUUCAACAAGAUGAGUUUAAAUCCGCCAAAUGGCGCCAAACCGUUUCCUGUUAAAGGAGGAAUGCCAAUGCAUCCCGGCCCAAAUGUUGAUAUGUCCGGUAUCCAACACUACCCCCAUGGGCAGUAUAUGAUGUUUCCAAACGGGCCUAUGUUUGGUGGUGUCCCUCCAGUACCGCAAUUUGGGCAGUUCCCACUGCGUGCUACUGAUCAAGGUAGCUCCCUCCACUGUAUUCCUCCCAAUUUUUACCCUGGCUUUCCCGCAAAUCCUCCAUUCCCUCCGGACUGUAUUUCCGGGUACCCCUGGCCAUAUUAUCCAAAUGGAGACUUCCCGAACCAUGGCAAUAUUCCGCUUGAUCCACGAGCUUCAGUUGACGAAAUGAAUACAGGCAGUCCAAUUAUGGAUCUAUCUGGGCCACAGGAGUAUUACCCUGGUGUUGCUCCAGUUGAUCGCUCUUCCGCUCCAGGUUACAUGUAUAAUACACCCGCACCUCAACAAUUCCUUCCGUUUCAGAUGAUGAAGGGUGCCUCUGGCUAUGUCCUCCAGGACCUUGAUGCACUGGUUAAAGAGGAUCCUCCUAUUCCACGUGCAGUGCCCGCAAUGUGGACGAACCCUUCAGAUUUGACUCUGGCAAAAUGCCUCGAGAACCGUGAAGGAAUCACUAACGUCUACAUUCGCGGAUUCCUUCCGGAAACUACAGACGAAAUGCUGCAUAACUACGCAUCACGGUUCGGAAAAAUCGAUAGAUGCAAAGCCAUUAUCGACUUGGAGACCGGAUCAUGCAAAGGGUUUGGUUUCGUGCAGUUUUUUAGCUUUGAUGCAUGUGAGAACUGUAUUCGAGGUUUCUUCCACCUUGGCUACCAGGCUAGCUUUGCACAGGACCUCCGCCGUCACUUUGAGCCCUUCCAAGUCGUAUCUGAGAAAAUCAGCCGUGAUGAAAAGACUGGGGUUAGCAAGGAAGUUGGCUUUGCUAGGUUCGAGACUCGUGAAAUUGCAGAAAAAGUUGUCCAGCAAUUCCAUAAUAUUGUAGGAAAGGAUGGUGUGAAACUACUGCUGCGUUUUGCAGAUACCAAAGCCCAGAAACAGCUCAAGCAUCAAAGCAACGAACGUCGUGCUUACCGUGCUGGUGAAUAUAAUUAUUCUGUUGAAUUGGUUAACAGCGCUACCCCGUCACCAAGCCUGCACCGUCUGCAGCAAGCGGCUUCUCAUUUUAGUCCAGUCUCUCAAAACAGCUACCCUUCACCAUUAGGUGGCUUGGGACAAGUUUGGACCCCAGCAACAUCUAUCUCUCCACCUUUCAUGCAGACUAAUGCAACUAGAAGCGGUCCUAUGAUGAACAAAUCUAUGAAUGGGUUCCGAGCCGGCUCCUGGGCCUCUCGGCGGGCUCCUUCUAACUCUGAUACCACCCCAAGUGCUCGCGGGCGGUUCGCACCUCCUAAUAGGAGCCCCCUAGCUGAUGAUCUCUCGAACUCUUCUUCGACUACGGUCCUACCAAUGCCACGCAUGACAGGAAGUAAAUCCGAGAACUCGAGCCCCAUGAAACCAAGAGGCAUGAAAUCAAGCACAAUGUCUCCAAUCCCAUCGAGAAAGGAAAUCAUCGUUUCAACUCCACGCUCAUCCUGCUGA